Molecule: messenger RNA, 1544 nt
Organism: Delphinapterus leucas (beluga whale)
Lineage: Eukaryota; Metazoa; Chordata; Mammalia; Artiodactyla; Monodontidae
Source: RefSeq, a predicted model, not a curated record
AUGCGGAGGGACUGCGCCUUCAGCCUCCGACCUGGAGGCCAGGAGACCGCCCCUGCCCGCGGUCCCGCCCCGCGGCGCCCAGUAUUCCCGGCUGCCCGCGGCGGGGUCCCCGGCCCCCAGCCCGCCAGCCCCGGGCGGGGCUCGCACCCACCUGCGGCGGCGCGGCGCGGCGCGGCUCUGGCCGGGUCCGGCUGGCGCGCACCUGCGGGCCCACUAAUCGAAGCUCAGGCGUCAGAGCCGGUCAAGAACUUGGGAGUGGAGACUCAGCAACGCGAGAGGCUGAGCUCCUCCCUGGGCCCCCAAGAUGACACCUGGACAGAAUCCUUCUCUCUGCUUUUGGGACUUGGCGCUGCCCUCUACUUGGGCUACUACUGGGCAUGGGUGGCCCCGAGGCCACAACUGGUGACUGGGUCCCAGUUUCUGGCCUUCCUGGAGGGACACUGUCCAGUCACUGUGGAGACUUUCUACCCUACGCUCUGGUGUUUUGAGGGGCGGCUACAAACCAUCUUCAGAGUCUUACUGCAGUCUCCGCCUGUAGCCCCUUACUCAAGGGAAGUUCUCGAAACCCUGGAUAGAGGACAGCUCCUCCUAGACUGGGCCAGCCAUCCUAACAGCAGUCAAUAUCCUGACCCUACCACCCAGCCAUUGUUAUUGCUGCUUCCUGGUAUCACGGGCAGUAGUCAGGAGACAUAUAUCUUGCACCUAGUUGACCAAGCUUUGAAGGAUGGCUAUAGGGCUAUCGUAUUUAAUAACCGGGGCUGCCAUGGGGAAUAACUGCUGACCUACAGGGCCCUCUGUGCCAGCAACACUGAAGAUCUGGAGACAGUCGUGCACCACAUAAAGAGCCACUACUCCCAAGCUCCACUGCUGGCUGUGGGCAUCUCUCUCGGAGGGUGAAGGCUGCCUCUGAACCACCUGGCUCGAAUGGGACGGGCUGCGGGGUUGGUGGCAGCACUGACUCUACCUGCAUGCUGGGAUACCUCUGAGACCACCUGCUCCCUGGAGACCCCACUGAACUCACUGCUCUUCAGUCAGCACCUCACUGCUGGGCUCUGCCGAGCUGUGAACCGAAACAGAAAGGUGAUGGAAAAGGUGGUGAAUGUAGACUUUGUGCUACAGGCCCACACAAUCCACCACUUUGAUGAGCGCUACACAACUGUGGUCUUCGGAUAUCAAGACCGAGCAGCAAGCCCAAGAGCCAAGGCAGAUGCCAUCCAGCUCCCUGUGCUCUGCCUCAAUGCAGCUGGUGACCCCUUCUCCCCGGUCCACGCCCUUCCCCUACAGGCUGACCAACAUUCUCCCCACGUUGCACUGCUCGUCACAGCUCGGGGUGGCCACAUCGGCUUCCUGGAAGGACGGCUUCCCUGGCAGCACUGCUACAUGAGCCGCCUCAUGCAUCAGUAUGCCAAAGCCAUCUUCCAGCACCCAGCAGAGCUGCUCAGCCUCAGGGCACCCACUCCUCCUGAGGGAGGCAAAAGCUGACAAGAGUACCAUCUGGAGCCUCAGUUCAGUCUUCGCUUGUUUAUUAAAUAUCAACUUUUCCU